AUGUUCGCCAACAACAACGCUCAACGAAUGCGGUGCCUGCUGGGCGUCACGCUGCUGCUCCUUGUGCACUGCGCCGGCAGCACUCUCGCAGUGUCGGAGCACCACCGCUGCAUCUACGACUACGUGGCCCGCAACCGGUAUGAUAUUGAGAAAGUGACCUUUAGUGGGACCACACCGAAUAAAACCGUAUGGCCUCCGCAUACAUCUACCGUGUUCUCAACGUCCUUUAAACUAACGUCCUCUGAGAAAGGAGAUCCUCUUCUUUUACCAGAGGCGGGUUACAGACCUCUUCGUAUCAAGGUGUUCAUGGCGAACACGAAGGGCUCCCAGACCUGUGAGAGCGCCUCGGGUGAGAUCACCACCACCUUUGGUACGAGGGUGAGCUGCACCGCGAAUGAUGUCCUUACAGAGGAGAAGAAGAAGAUUCUGGAACAGACGAUCCUCCACGAGGCUGUGAAGCUGCACUCUGGCCGCCUGUACGUGAAGCCAUCACAGUACCGUGUUGUUGCCCCGAACUUCAACGAUAACAAUCCCUGCGGUGAGCUGAACAUCCCUGAAGAGCACCACACUGAGGGUGUUGACGACGCCGACAUGGUGCUGUACGCCACUGCUGCGCCGACCGUUGAUGGCGCCUUUGCGUGGGCGGCGACGUGCGCGGUGCACCCCGACGGGCGGCCGGUGAUUGGCGUGAUCAACUACAGCCCGCGCCACAUUGCACGCACGUCGCAGGCCGUCCGCGUCGCCGCACACGAGAUUGCGCACACCCUUGGGUUCAACGUGAAGACCAUAAAGGAGCACACAAAGUUGGGUCAAGCCUCGAUUAAGAAAGACCCAAAAACAGAUAUGCAUGUUUACGACUCAGCAAAUGUGAAGAAAGUUACAUCAUACCAUUAUGGCUGUAGCAGUAUGAAACGUAUGCCACUCGAGAACGAGGCACCGUGGAUGGCGGCAGCUGAGGGGGAAGCCAUGACACCUCCGACGCAGAUCUCCCCUCCCGGUGUUCAGGCUGCAAGUGUGGCGGAAAUACAGGCGGAAAGCGCUGAUGCUUUGAUUAGCGAACUUCCUGAUCUGGAGCCUGUUGUCGAGCAGAGAAGGAUUACAGUCAUCGACAUGCCACCACCGCCGCCGCUACAGGUGGAGGUGUCUUCCCACUGGAAGCGCCUCGUUGCGAAGGACGAGUUGAUGACCGGCCUUGUCGGUGCGGGGCGCUACACACUGUUGACACUUGCAGCCUUCGCCGACCUGCAGUUUUACAUGGUGGACUGGACGAAGGCGGAGCCGAUGAACUGGGGGAGAAAUGCUGGAUGCGAUUUUCUGACCAAUAAAACGAAGUGCGUUGAGAGUGGCGUCUCUAAACACCCUGGCAUGUUCUGCACGGGUUCCACCGAUGAAAAGAAGUCACGGUGCACGUCUGACCGUCAGGCGUUGGGGACGUGUGUUACUAAAGAGUACGAAAACCUUCCUGAGAGAUACCAGUACUUCGAAGCCAAGGGUGGCAAGAUGCGUGGUGGCAGGCGGGAGGACAUGAUGGACUACUGCCCCAUUGUUGUGGCGGGCAAAGGCUUCAGCUGCAUUGAUGGCGACCGAAGCGUCAUGCCGGGGAGUGUCAUUGGCCCAUCGUCGCGGUGUGUGGAGGGAAAUGGUCUCACAGUGAAUGGCGAGGCGAUUGACGACGUCUGCGUCCACGUUGCGUGCAUGGAGAGGUCGGUGUAUGUGCAGUACGCUGGUGCCCCCACGUACUACUUGUGCCCGGAGGGGGAGUUCCUGAAGGUGCACGGUAAGUUCAAUGGGAACGGUAACAUCACUUGCCNAUCAGCACAGCCACCGUUGACACAACCCCUGCAGCACUGGAAGCCACCCAGGGUCAGGCUGCAACGACCACCCAAGGAACAGAUCACGCCGGCACCUCCACAGUUUCAGCUGAGGGCACUCAGGGUAAUGAGGGUGCACUUGCUGGGAAUAUUGCAGCGGAAAGCACGAACCUUGAUCUCAAGCUGA
Messenger RNA from Trypanosoma grayi, 1998 nucleotides. Its product is annotated as surface protease GP63. Gene Ontology annotation, biological process: cell adhesion; proteolysis. Lineage: Eukaryota; Euglenozoa; Kinetoplastea; Trypanosomatida; Trypanosomatidae. Gene Ontology annotation, cellular component: cytoplasm; membrane. Bases 1 to 1998 code for a protein of 665 amino acids. The transcript has a single exon. Gene Ontology annotation, molecular function: metalloendopeptidase activity. The record is from RefSeq and is a predicted model, not a curated record.